AUGGCCCCUUCCAACAACGCGCUAUGGCUCAGCGCGAAACAAGAUCCCGUCAUGACGGUCGGAUCAGCUCCGUACCCAACGGCCGGACCACAAGAAGUUGUUAUUCGAACAGCAGCCGUGGCAAUGAAUCCCGCAGACUGGCUGCUACAACAGACAGGAAUGCUGCUCUCGGAGUAUCCAGCUAUCCUUGGCUGUGACGCUGCUGGUGAAGUCGUUGAAGUCGGUCAAGGGCUCGAAGAUCAAUUCAAGGUCGGAGAUCGCGUGUUUGGAGCGGCUGGACCACUCAAUGGCUAUAGGUGCUCGGCUUUCCAAGAGUACGUUGUGCUCAAAGCACCGUCUAUAGCAAAGAUUCCUGCAGCAGCCAAGUACAGUGAAGCUGCAGUCUUGCCACUUGGUUUCAACACAGCAGCGUCUUGCCUAUUUGCGAAGGAGACGCUGGGACUGGAAGCACCGCCAUCGAAGGCCGGCCACGGCAAGACUGUACUUAUCUGGGGAGCUAGCAGCAGCCUUGGAUGCUGCGGUGUCCAAACAGCUACAUUAGCAGGCUAUGAAGUUGUUGCAAUCGCCAGCAAGGCGAACCACGACCUGGUUCAGUCACUUGGUGCGAAAUCGAGCUUCGACUACAACGACUCCGACAUCGUACAAAGCGUAAUCAGAGGCCUGAAAGGCAAAGAAGUCGUAGGUAUGUUCGACUGCAUCUCCAAACCCGAAACCCUCGGCGCCCUUUGCGAAAUCCUAUCCAAAACCACCAACGCUCGCAAACUCAUCGCAGCCAUCCAGCCUGGCUCUGAAGCACACGCCAAACAUGAUGUCGAAGUCAAGACGAAUUUCGUCGUUGAUCAAGCGGCGUAUCACGGUACGGUUGGGAAGUACCUAUGGCAGGAUUUCUUGCCUGCUGCACUUGCAGACGGGACAUUUCGACACAAGCCUGAUCCGGAGAUCAUCGGGCACGGGUUGGAGAAUGUGCAAAAGGCAGUAGAUCUUCUGAGCAAAGGGGUCAGCGCGAAGAAGUUGGUUGUAACAUUGUGA
Molecule: messenger RNA, 1029 nt
Organism: Zasmidium cellare ATCC 36951
Lineage: Eukaryota; Fungi; Ascomycota; Dothideomycetes; Mycosphaerellales; Mycosphaerellaceae
Exons: 1
Coding region: 1-1029 (342 amino acids)
Molecular function (GO): oxidoreductase activity, acting on NAD(P)H
Source: RefSeq, a predicted model, not a curated record